Molecule: messenger RNA, 1359 nt
Organism: Purpureocillium lilacinum
Lineage: Eukaryota; Fungi; Ascomycota; Sordariomycetes; Hypocreales; Ophiocordycipitaceae
Biological process (GO): transmembrane transport
Cellular component (GO): membrane
Molecular function (GO): transmembrane transporter activity
Source: RefSeq, a predicted model, not a curated record
AUGCAAAGUCAACCCGAAAUAGAUGCGAAGCCCACGCCAGAGCCUCGAUCCUCUUCCUCAGACGUCGACGGCGACCCACAACCACAGCAACACCGCACGGAUGAGGAGAAGGCGCAGGAUUUCAACCCUGGCUCCAAGCCUAAUGACUUGGGACCUCCUCCAGAUGGCGGGAUUGACGCUUGGCUAGUCGUUGUUGGCGGCUUCUGUACGGUAUUCGCUAGCUUUGGAUGGAUCAACUGCAUCGGUAUUUUUCAGGACUACUAUCAGCAUCACCAGCUGGCAUCGUACUCGCCCAGCACCGUGGCCUGGAUCUCUUCGACGGAAUCAUUUAUGCUGUUCUUCUGGGGACCCCUGGCUGGCAAGCUGACCGACGAGUUUGGGCCUCGCGUCCCGAUUCUGAUGGGCUCGCUGCUGCAUGUAUUCGGCCUCAUGAUGACAUCCAUCUCCAAGGAAUACUACCAGAUACUGCUGUCGCAGAGCGUGUGCAGCGGGCUGGGAUGCUCGUUCCUCUUCUACCCAUCCAUUACCGCCCUGGGGACAUGGUUCCUGAGGCAUCGAGCCCUUGCAUUCGGCAUAAUUACCGCCGGCUCCAGCAUCGGCGGCGUAGUCCUGCCGAUCAUGGUAGAGCGCCUUGUCGUCCGAGUCGGCUUUGGCUGGGCGAUGCGCGCCACAGCAUUUCUUUUCCUCGGCCUCCUCGUGGUGGGCAACUGUACCAUCAAGUCUCGACUGCCUCCGUCACGGAGGAAGUUUAGACUUGCUGACUUCGUGACUCCCUUCUCCGAACCCGCGUUCUUGCUCCUCACCAUCGCUGCGUUCGUGAUUUAUCUGGGAGCAUUCUUGCCUUUUAACUUCAUCAUCGUUCAAGCCAAAGCUGAAGGCAUGUCGACGAGCUUGGCAAAUUACAUGGUUCCCGUUGUUAAUGCUGCUUCAACCUUUGGCCGAAUCAUCCCAGCACACUUUGGCGACAAGUAUGGGGUCUUUAACGUCAUGAUUCUGUUGACAAUCCUGAGUGGGAUCUCCAUCCUCGCAGUUUGGCUUCCCGCUCACUCAAACGCGCCCCUUAUAGUCUUCGCCGCCAUCUACGGCUUCACGUCGGGCUGCACGCUGUCUAUAAUACCCGCUAUGGUGGCAUCCAUGUCGGACGCAAGCAAACUAGGCACGCGGAACGGCUCGCUCUACGGGUUCGCCGCAAUUGGCGUCCUGGUCGGGAGCCCAAUUGGAGGCGCGAUUACAAACGCGCAAGAUGGGAAGUUCUCAGGGCUGAUUGUUUUCUGCGGAAUCUGCCUUCUCCUCGGCGCAGGCGUUACUAUAAUGUCUAGACAUGCAUUGAUUGGCUCGGUACUAAGAAAGAAGGUGUAG